AUGUGGAAUUCGGUGCCAGAUGCAAGCGCUGUAGCGCCGUAUCUGGAUUCACUGACCCUCAUCUCUUCUGUUGGCUGUGGGAUCUCUGUGUUUUUUCUGGCCAUCGCUCUGUUCAUGCAUUUCUUGCUGCGGAAAGCUAAAUCCAAUCAGGCCACAAAAAUCCUGAUCAACAUAUUAGUGGCCCUUUUUUUCCUGAAUGUGUCUUUUCUGUCGAACGAGAGUGUGGCAAACUCAGGAGACAAGAAUGCUUGUGUCUUCAUAGCUCUGCUGAUGCAUUACUCCAUGCUGACCACAUUCACCUGGUUCUUCAUUCAAGCUCUUCAUAUGUACUUAUGGCUCAUCCGACAGAACGUCACCAUCACAAACUACAUGAGGAAGAUCACCGUGUUGGGCUGGGGUGUUUCGAUGCCGAUAGUCGUGGCCGUUCUUUCUACAGGAGGAUAUAAAGCAGUGACCCUGAGCUCAACAUCUGGAAAAAUUGCACGAAUGUGCUGGAUUACAGAUCUCUUCAUUCAGUACAUAGUGAACAUCGGCUUCUACAGCCUAGUUUUCAUCUUCACGACAAUCAUCUUCAUCAUCAGCGUCACAAAUAUAUUCCAGUCCAGAGACAUAAGAGCGACUGAGGGCAAGAGACUGACGUUCAGAAAGCAGCUGAUGAUGGUGUUGAGUUUGUUUUUUCUGUUUGGUCUGACGUGGGCUGUUGCCUUCUUCAGUUAUGGACCGAUGCUCAUUCCCUCAUAUUACAUCUUCUCUGUACUCAACUCCUUUCAAGGGUUUUUCCUCUUCCUGUAUUACUAUCACAUUCACAAUGAUGUUGCAGGUCAUUUUUCUGAUGACCCAGGAAGCUCAAGCACCACCUCAUCUAUUGUCAAAGUCAGCAAUGCUGUGGACAAUAUUUAUAAUUAAUUUUAUUAAGACAGAAGGGUUUCUGUGCUUUUUACACUUUGUUGACUCACUGUUUAACUAAUUAAGUGGGGAAAACUGUGUGUUCUCAUCUACAAAUAAAAACAGAAAAGCAUAAAGACAACAGCACUUCUAAUCAAAGAUGAACUCUUUAAAAUGACAUAUAAACAUUUUAAAGAGUUCAGAUUAGAUUCG
Danio rerio (zebrafish) is the source of this 1098-nucleotide messenger RNA. The record is from RefSeq and is a predicted model, not a curated record. Lineage: Eukaryota; Metazoa; Chordata; Actinopteri; Cypriniformes; Danionidae.